ACAGUGAAUUCCAGAAACUUCAGGGGCUGGUCUGCAACGGAAGAAUCCUAUCUUUUCCUACGCACCGGGGGACUUCACCAUCCCGACUUGGGCGUCGCUUGCCCAGCCACUCCGGCGUCCGGCCUACUCCUCCGGUUCGCCGGAACGCACCAGCCUGACUCCGGUCCCAAGGGUCACCACCGUCCGCCGCGCCGAUCGAGCACUCCUCGACCCACAUCCGGGUAAUUGUGCAAGGCCGCGCACAUGCAAGAUGGUUCUCUGUCAGGGCUUAUCUUCUGGAAAUGCUCAGCUGCUAGCCUUUCCUUGUAGAUCAUCAAGUCUGAAGAGCACUCAGUUUCAUGUUAAGAGGAAGAAUUUUUCUGCACAAGCUGUAAGAGUUGUUGUUGAUUCCUUCCAUCAUUGUAUGCGUACGUCAUUCCCAAGUGUGAACUCUAUCAAGAGCAUUCCAUCACUAUCAACAUGGCACAAUCAGCAUCUAAGGCCUGAAGUUGGUUGUCGAGCAUCCUCUCUGGCAUCAUUCAGCUACCCCGAGCUGACUUCCAAACCCAGAUGGUGGUGGAGAACUCUAGCUUGUGUGCCAUACUUGCUGCCACUCCACAACAUGUGGUCUUAUGCUGACGCCAUCUACCAGCUGCACACAUACUUGCAGGGGUUUUCGCUAUUGUACACCUUCAUCGACACCAUGACACUACUUCCUGGGUGGCUCUUCCUGGUGAUAUUUAUGACAGUCUACUUCUUCGUUGUGAGACGAAAAUGGUCGCCACACUUCCUAAGGUUCCACGUAAUCCUGGCUAUCCUCCUGGACACCGGCUCCCAAGCAGUGGCCACCAUGUGCACCUGGAUGCCAGGCAUCGUGUAUCAGGGGAAGCCCAUGCAGUACUUCUGGAUGUCGAUCGCGUUUAUACAGAUCUUCUCAGUGCUCGAGUGCAUGCGGUGUGCUCUUGCUGGAAUGUACCCAAAUGUCCCGUUCAUAUCGCACACAGCAUUUAUACACUCUGAUCUUAAUUUAUUCAGGUAGCCAACUGCUUACAGUAUCAGGUCUAGGAUUUCAGAAGUGUGGUUUUUUGUUCUCUAGGCUAUGUUUUGUUCACAUUGAAGUCUCAUAUGUAAUUGCUACCAGUAUUGCGUGCAUUUAUCAUUAUUGUUUUCUCAUUA
This is a messenger RNA of Phragmites australis (common reed), 1155 nucleotides long. RefSeq names its product protein TIC 20-I, chloroplastic-like. The transcript has 3 exons. The record is from RefSeq and is a predicted model, not a curated record. The coding region runs from base 251 to 1018 and encodes 255 amino acids. Lineage: Eukaryota; Viridiplantae; Streptophyta; Magnoliopsida; Poales; Poaceae.